UUUCUACCUUCCCUCCUCCUUCUCUCUUCUUCCUCCUUCUUCUUCUCCCUCUCUCUCUCUCUCCAAAAUUACUUCAGAUUCAACACCCAGAUUCUCUCUCUCCAACUUUCUCACUCUAGCAGAAGAAGAAGAAUGGCAAAGCAGGGAAAAGGAAGAAAAUCUGAUACCAACAACAACAAUGUAGGCAAAGGGAAGGUAACCCCAGUUCAAGUCGCCUUCCUUGUAGAUCGUUACCUCGCCGAUAACAACUAUUCAAAAACCCGGUCCACUUUUCGGUCCGAAGCGUCUUCCGUCAUCUCUAAAUCUUUCCUUCAAGAGGCGCCCAAGAGUUUGUUGAGUUUAGGGGAAUUGUUAGAUGAGUAUAUAUGGUUGAAAGAGCAGAAAGUGGUGAUUGAGCAGGAGAAAACUGGGUUAGCUCAAGAAAAGUCUAGGGUUCAAUCCCUUUUGCAAGGGAUGCAAGAUUUGAUGAAUGUUUAUAAUUCUACUGCUACUGUUAAUUGUCUUACCCCUCCUCCGCCACCGCCGCCUCCUGCUUCGGUUUUACCUAAUUCAGUUUAUCCUGCUCACGGAACUCCAGUUAUGACAUCAGUAUCAAUGAGUACAAUGACACAAAGUGUUAAGAUGGAUCAUGCCAACUUCUCAACACCUACCAUUGGUUCGCGUCCUCCAAGGAAGCGAAAGAAUUACAAGGAUCUCCAAAGUGCACCUCAAGCACCAAAGAAAUACUGCAGUUCAGUAACCAACAACGCGUUCUAUGACAAAGGUAGUAAUUCAGUUGCACAACCAAACAACGCAUCUAAAAGUCACAUUAUUAACCAUCAAUUUCGUCCCCUCCAAUCAGUGUCACCUAAUUUUGCUCAAGGAGGAUUGCACAUUCAAGGAACAAGUGUAGCUAAAAAUCUGUUUAAUAAACCUUCAUUAUCUCCACCUUCAAAUUCUUCGGGUCCCAAAACACCCCCACGAGCACUCUCUUCCCAAAGCGAUAAAUCCAUUUCUCCUCUUGAAGAUGUUUCUUCAACUGCAAAGUCACAUAAUGAUGGUAGCACCCCUCCUGAAACUACACCCACCAACUGUACUAUUUACUCCUCUAAGAUGAUUAUAAUGAGUCCUGCUAAGAAAAUAUCCAUUGAAAGAAAUCAAUGUACGUUUUCUUCUUCGCCUGUUAAAUCAAACAAGCAUCAUCAAAGCAGCAAUAGAGAACAUGUUAAAGGGAGGCUGGAUUUUGAUUGUUCUGAUGUGCCAACAAAUUUGGAAAAUACAAGUGGGGAUGGAACUAGUAGUAGCAGUAGUCCUACUUCUGAAUCUGACAGGGAAGGUGAUCUUUUUGACUUGGAUUUGACAAGUUUUGAAGCCUUUGGUCCGGACUUUUCUCUGACGGAGUUUCUGACUGAUUUCGGGAUUGAGUGUGGUGGAGGAACUACUGACUAUUCCUGCCCAUCAACAGCAGAUGCUUCUACUGAUGCAGUUCCACAGUUGCUUCAGGACAGAAACAAUGGAGAGUUGGGAACAAGCCAAGAUUACAUAGUAGAGCAUUCAUCAGCUGCUCAAGAAGCUGUUGCAGGAGAUAUGAUCAUGAAUGGAGGUACAGAUUCCAUUUCAGUCCAGUCCAUAAGAAAAUGCAUACAAAUAAUGAGUCCUAAGAAAGGUUCAAGAAACAGCCCUAUUCAUGAAGAAGAAAAUUUAACCGCAAGCGCCAGCUAACCAGUUUUAACCUUCAGGCUGACUUCAACAACCUGACUAGUUGAUGACAUUUUGAUAUACACUUCCCGGAAAGCUGAUUUAGGUUUAGAAUUAGAUCGACUUCUCUAUCUUCUUGCGCGGUUGUAGUUUUUUUUCUAGACAGAGAAGUUCACACUUGGGAGCAACUUUUGUUACACACUCUUAAUGCAGUUAGAAUCAGACAUCUCUGUGUUCUUGCGCGGUUGUAUGUGUGUUUCUAGACUGAGAAGUUAAGUUCACGGUAGUUUGUUAAUCACUCUUGAUGCAGUGGAAGUGUGAAUUUAUUACCACUAAAUUUAUUGAAUCCCAUCAGAUAGGUACUGAAACUGACUUGUAUUAAUUCUUGAUAAUAAUGAGAAAUGGUUCUUGUCAGAAUAUUA
Molecule: messenger RNA, 2099 nt
Organism: Spinacia oleracea (spinach)
Lineage: Eukaryota; Viridiplantae; Streptophyta; Magnoliopsida; Caryophyllales; Amaranthaceae
Exons: 7
Coding region: 133-1701 (522 amino acids)
Source: RefSeq, a predicted model, not a curated record